AAGAGUCUGACACAAAGACAGAGAGAGAGUGGGACUUCUUUUUUAAACCAGGAUCCCAGGAUUCCAGAAUUUCUUCCUUUCCCCCCCGGUGCCCACCACGCUACCUAAACCAGGUACAUACCCCUCAAGAGGCAAAUCGCAGACCGCGAGCGAUCCUCUGGAGUCUGGAUACUAGGUAGUAAUCAAUUUACGGAAGGCCGAACCCUUUUUUCGUGGUUCCAAGGUUACCCGCUAGACUCCAUCAGGACGAGGAGGAACGAGAAGCCUGUAACGUAAUACCACCCAUUUAAAUAACAACGAGACACCGGCCAUGAUAAGAACUUCUGUUCUGGUUGAUACAUGUUAUGUUGUUGUUUUCCGAUCGUGAACAGCACGCGCCGUCUCGCUUCCUUCACACAAUUUCCCUUGGAGUCGGUCGGUCCUAGCCGGUCUUCUUCCUCUGUGUACCGACAAAGGAAAAAACGCACCUACUUAAGACACUUACAAGGGUAGCUAUCAUCGCCUAGCUCCUCUGUGCGUGUCGGUAUAAUCUGUAGGAAAUACAAGGCUUUGCUUUGGAAGGAAGAAAAAGACGAAGGAAAAUUGAGGCCAAACAUUCGUCAGACGCUAAAGAAAGGAAAUGGGUCACGACAACGAAGACGCAGCCAACAUGGCGGAUAAGGAGAAUGGGCAGAAAGAGUUUGAUCGCACCGUCUCCCACGAGGCUGGGGAUGUGAACGGCAGCCAUCAGCUCGAGCGAGGACUCAAGAGUCGGCAUAUCCAAUUCCUUGCUCUCGGAGGCGCUAUUGGAACCGGCCUAUUCAUCGGCUCGGGCCAGAUUUUAGCUACCACCGGGCCGGCGCCGCUAUUCAUGGCCUACCUGUCUCUAAUGGCUAUAGUCUGGGUCAUUAUGAACGACCUGGCCGAAAUGGUCACGUUUUUGCCCAUGAAGGGCAUUUCCAUCCCGUAUUUUGUUGGGCGUUUUGUAGAGCCUAGUCUCGCGUUUGCUACGGGAUGGAAUUACUGGUACGCCUACGCGAUGCUUCUCGCCGCCGAGUGCACCGCCGGUGCUAUAAUCCUGCAGUACUGGACCCAUGCCGUCCCCGUCGCCGUCUGGAUCGCGAUCCAGCUCAUCGUCGUGCUGCUCCUUAACAUCGUUGCCGUGUCCUUCUUCGGCGAGGCCGAGUUCUGGUUUGCCAGCAUCAAGCUCAUAACCAUCAUGGGCCUCAUCAUCCUCGGCAUCGUCCUAUUCUUCGGCGGCGGCCCCAACCACGACCCGCUGUACUUCUCGUACUGGAACGAGCCUGGAGCCUUCGUGCCAUACCUGGUCGGCGGCAACACCGGCCGCUUCCUCGCAUAUUGGACGGCCUUCGUCCGCGCCGGCUUCUCCUUCGUAACGUCGCCCGAGCUCAUCGCGCUAUCCGCAGGCGAGACCGUGGCACCGCGCCGUAACAUCCCCAAGGCCGCGCGCCGCUUCGUCUGGCGUCUUGCGCUUUUCUACGGGCUCGGCUCCCUCGUCAUCGGCGUCAUAGUUCCCAACGACGAUAACCAGCUGCUCACCGGCGACUCCAACGCCUCCGCCAGCCCCUACGUCAUCGGCAUCGCGCGCGCGGGAAUCAAGGGCCUCAACCACGUCAUCAACGCCGCCGUGCUGACAUCCGCCUGGUCCGCCGGAAACGCCUUCUGCUACUCGGGCUCGCGCGUGCUGUACUCGAUGGCGGUGAACGGGCAGGCGCCAAAGCUGUUCGCGCGAACGACGCGGCGCGGCGUGCCGUGGGUCGCCGUCGUGUUCACCCUACUCAUCGGGUGCCUCUCCUUCCUCAACGUGUCCAACUCGGGCGCGCUCGUCUUCCAGUGGUUCACCAACAUCUCCACCAUCUCGGGCUUCAUCGCCUGGAUCGUCAUCAUGAUCACCUACCUCCGCUUCCGCAAGGCCAUGGCCCACCACGGCCUCCUCGACUCCCUCCCCUUCCGCAGCCCCUGCCAGCCCUACGCCACCUACGUCGUCCUGUUUCUUCUCGUCCUCCUCACCCUCACCAACGGGUUCCAGGUCUUCUUCCCGUCGCAGUGGUCCGUCUCGGGGUUCCUCGCGGCGUAUAUCACGAUUCCGAUCUUUCUCGCGCUGUAUGUCGUGCAUAAGAUCGUGUGCAGGACGCCGUUUGCGAUCAGGACGGAGAUGGUGGACGCGUGGAGCGGAAAGAAGGAGAUGGACGAUAUGUGUGCGGCGGACGAGGAGCCGGUGCCGAGGAAUUGGGUGCAGAGGGUGUGGUUUUGGCUUGCCUGAUUUGGAUGUUUCUGGAUUUUGGAUUUUGGAUUUGGACUGGCAUGGCAAGGGAUUGGAUCAGAUGAAAUAGAUGUACCUACAUAUAUAUGAAUGUGCACAUGCGGGAAAAGAUCAUGAUCAUUUUCAAUGUUGUUUUUCUCGGCAGUGAAUACCUAAGUACCUAGAUACCCAGUAGACAGUAAGUAUUAAAGCUUCGCUGAAUUGAGGGUUCUCUGAUAUAUUUAAAAUUAAAUUCCCUACUGUUCUACCUGUAGCUCGCCCAGUU
Messenger RNA from Hypoxylon fragiforme, 2528 nucleotides. Its product is annotated as proline-specific permease. Gene Ontology annotation, molecular function: amino acid transmembrane transporter activity. NCBI's taxonomy places the organism in Eukaryota, Fungi, Ascomycota, Sordariomycetes, Xylariales, Hypoxylaceae. The transcript is spliced from 3 exons. Bases 620 to 2263 code for a protein of 547 amino acids. Gene Ontology annotation, cellular component: membrane. Gene Ontology annotation, biological process: amino acid transmembrane transport. The record is from RefSeq and is a predicted model, not a curated record.